Molecule: messenger RNA, 1377 nt
Organism: Passer montanus (Eurasian tree sparrow)
Lineage: Eukaryota; Metazoa; Chordata; Aves; Passeriformes; Passeridae
Gene: RD3
Product: RD3 regulator of GUCY2D
Exons: 3
Coding region: 159-752 (197 amino acids)
Source: RefSeq, a predicted model, not a curated record
AAUCCAUGCCCCAGUGUGGGUUUAAGCCUGCCGUGCCAGUUUAGAGGGCUUGACUUCAAGCCUCGUCCUCCUCCCGGUACCUCUCCUGUCGCCCCGAGUCCGCCCGUCCGCCCGAGCAGCGGGAGCGCUGGUGCCAAAGCAAAGACACACAGAGCAUUAUGUCAUUGGCAUCCUGGUUCAGGUGGAAUGAGCCCCCAAACCGCAUUUCCCAGAGGAACCCCACAGAAAUGGUGGUGGAAACGCUCAUGAUGGAGCUGAGCUGGCAGAUCAAGCAGGCAGAGAAGCAGCAGCGCGAGCGGGAGAACGAAUACCGCAAGAUCAAGACCGGGGUGGACUACGGCUGGCUGGUCAGCUACCCAAAGCAGAGCUACGACAUCAGCCCCGGAGAACGGCUGCAGCUGGAGGACAUGUGCACCAAAAUACAUCCUUCCUACUGUGGGCCUGUCAUACUCAGGUUCAGGCAAGUUGUUGCGGAGUACGAACCAGAAGCGCAGGAAGUAUCCCGGCUCUUCCGCUCCGUCCUGCAGGAAGCUGCUGAGAAGAUCAAAGAGGAGGAAGAGGCCAAGAAGCUUGCAAGGCAAUGGAACACAAAGAACAGAACCAGCCUCUCCUUAACAACAUUUAAAUCUCGGUCCAGGAUUUCCCCAUUCAUCAGUGACAUCAAGACCAUCUCAGAGGAUGUGGAACGGGGCACCCAGCCCAACAGGAGGGUUUGGAGCAUGCCAGAAUUUCGGAACACCAAGGAUUUCUGACUCUAUACUAAAUAAGGUUUUUAGACACUGAUCUUUCAAAAGUCCAGUUAACCCUUUUUUAACUCUACUGUUUCUUCUUUUUUCCAUCUCUUUUCCUGCCUGUCUCUGUCUUGGAAGCUGUGUCCGUAGUAACCGCUGCAGAUGCCUGCAGUCUGUGACACCAUUUAUUACCAAACAUGGUAGCUUUUCCUUUAACUCAGUAGCUAUCCAGUAACCUUAAGGACAAGGCUCACUUACUAUCUCGUUUUUAUUACUGCUUUCUUGUGGAAAAUGAAUUAGUUUUGCUAUGUCUGUUUUCUCCCUUUCCCCUCCAGCCUGGAUGUAGUUAUCUAUAAAAACGUUUGGCUCAAGCUACUGAGAGCUGCUGGCUCCUCCAAUCUUGCUGAAAGCAAGACAGCCACCUAAAUGAGUGAGGCUUGCAGGAUCAGGCUUGUGAGCUAAAGCUAGUAUCUGAUUUGGAACUGAACUUCCUUUUCCAACUAAUAGCCUUCCUCAGUGCUACAACAAACUUCACAGGUAACCUCAGCACUGCUCUUGAUCCGCUUUUUUGCUGACAGUUCACAAUCCAACCUGAGUAGAAACAGGCCCAAGCUUUUUGAGAUUAAAGACCAAUCAUGUUCCACAA